UAUAAGUAGGAAUAGUUGAAGACGUUUCCGUGUGAAAGAAGAGAAUACAGACAGAGCCUUCACAAACCUCCACACAUCAAAUACCGUAGUAAAGCAUCAUGGGUGGGCAGGUGUCCAUUGACGAGACUGUUCAUGUGGUGAUUGUCGGUGGUGGUUUUGGUGGCAUUGCCGCUGCUCAACACCUUAAGAGUCAUGGGGUGCCCUUCAUGCUUAUUGACAUCCUUGAUGCGUUUCAUCACAACGUUGCAGCGCUGCGUGCCUCAGUUCAACCUGGUUUUGCGAAGCAGACUUUCAUACCAUACAAAGAGACAUUUGGAGUGAAUUUCCUCCAAGGCCGCGUCAAACGUAUAGACACCGAAACGCAGAUAGUUGUGCUUGACAAUGGAAAGGAAGUACGGUAUUCACACCUCAUUCUAUGCACUGGAACCAGCGGAGAUUUCCCAGGCAAACAUAAUUCGGUGGACUCCUACCAAUCAGCCAUUCAGAAGUAUGAGGACUUUGUCAAAUUGAUCCAGUCAGCAAACUCAGUUGUUGUAGUUGGUGGCGGAACCACCGGUGUUGAAAUGGCAGCUGAGAUCAGGACAGAAUUUCCUGACAAGAAAGUGAUUCUGAUUCACUCUCGUGAGGAGGUGGCUGAUCCUGAACUAUUGCCUAGUGUGAAAAAACAGGCCAAGCAGGUGCUGCUGGAAAAAGGGGUGGAGCUGUUGCUAGGGCAAAAAGUUUCGAACCUUGAUGAGCUGGAAUUGAAUGUAUGUCGGAGAGGCAUGGUGGUCAAGACCAAUAAGAACGAGCAGGUCACCGCCGAUCUUGUCAUCUGCUGCACAGGAAGUAAGAUCAACUCUGAAGCAUACAGGUCCAGUCUGACCGCAUCUCUGACAGAGGCUGGUGCUCUGAAGGUGAACAAGCACUUGCAAGUAGAAGGCUUUAACAACGUAUAUGGUGUGGGUGACUGUGCCAAUGUCAAUGAACCCAAGUUGGCGUAUCAUGCUGGACUUCAUGCUGGAGUAGCUGCCACCAAUAUCAUCAACAGUCUGUCAGGAAAACCUCUAACCUCAUACCACACAGGAAAUGUAACUAUGCUGAUAGCUAUGGGUAAGGAUGAUGGAGUGGGCCAGUUUAAUGGCUAUAAACUACCUCGCUUUCUGGUCACUAAGGGUAAGAGCCAAGGUUUGCUGCUGUGGAAGAGCUGGAGGGAAAUGGGGCAAAAAGCUCCUAAUUAACACCAGUGUACACUAAUGUGUGUCAACAUGCUUCCAUUUAUCACUGUUAAAAAUAAACUACAUCAGCAGAAGGAUCCUUUAUAUUGUAAUAAUAACUAACUUAAUAUAUACUUAUACUUGUAUAGCAUCAUAUAGUGUUUGUAAUACUUUUAAGAACAAUCAAAAUCAUUGUUUUAUACAUUUAUACAUUUGUUAAAGAAAUAAAUCCAUUACAUUCACAAUUCAGUUUGCCAUUGUCUCUCUUCAAUGACAGCAGUUAUCAUCCUGCAUUUAGCAUGAGUCUGAUGAACUGCUCCACUAGAGGGCAAUGAAACGAUAUGAAUCAAAUCAUUGUAUCCUGGUCAACACAACAAGAUGCUGAGUCACUGAAUAGAUUUUUUUUCUUUGGUAUUCUUUCAUUUAAAGCUCAUUUCAAAAACAGUCCAAAUCUGCAAAACCCGGUUUUCUUUAAAUAAUUUAUGCGCAGCACAGUUAAUGCCUUUGCUAAGGUGGUUCGAGUGAUUCACACAGUGAAGUAAACCAAAUUAGCCAAAAACAUUUUAAAGAAAUUGUUAAACUUGUCAACUCAGGGUUGUGAAAGUACAGCUAGCAGCACCUAAAUGAAUUACUUUCUGUUUGAUUCAACGACUCUCUACAUCAUUGUCACAUGACCUCACCAUGUCAUCAUGUGUUUGCAUGGUGACUGGGAAGGCUGCUGGCAUUUGGUGUUCAUGAAACUCUUGAAUUAUAAUCCUGAACCCAAGGUAUUGUGUUUUUUAUGUCAGGUUACACAUCUUUGCACGUUGGCCUUGGAUACAAGUGGUCUUUAAAUGGCAAUACUGCCAUAAAUUUCAACUUUGUGAAGUCGCGACCCGCAGUUUGUGUUGAGUCUGGGUCACACAGGCACUGAUUCAAUUCUGUUGUUUAGAGGCUGUAGUUUUGUGGCAUUCAGCCACUAUCCUGUGGGGUGUUGCCCUACUCAUCAACUUUUAGCCACUGUUCAUCUUUGUUAAUGCAGUUUAUGUUUGUCAUCGGUUGUCCAUAUUCAGUUUUUCGCCUGUAGUCCAGGCACCAACAUUACACAGUAAUGAUGUUUUAAAUUGUUUUAGCAUGUUGGUUUUUUUUUUUUUUUUUAAAUUCAUUCCAAACCCAAAAGACUUGCGUACGUCUUCGAAACAGAUAUUUUUGUCCCCCACUGAAAGUCCAUUCACCCAAAACUUAAAGUUCAUAAAUACUUUGUGAAAGCAAUUCAUUAGAAUCGAGCAGUAUAAUCCAAGUCUUUUGGAGAGACACAAUCACUUUAUACUAUUAACAGAUUUUAAAGGCUUUUAAUAACUUGAAAACCUUGAUGUUUCCAUCUUUUAUCUUUUGUUUAGACAAAAAGUAUUAGUACUAUGAAGUGCUAUGGUUUUAAAGUUGUAUUGGUGGUUAUUUUCUUUGAGGCUUUUUAUGAGAGUUAUGAUAUCAUUCAAUUGAUGGUGCCUUCAAUGUAUCUGCACUAAGCUACACUGUAUAAAUGAAUCAUUAAAAUAAAGACUUAAUUGUUAAAUUGA
Messenger RNA from Pimephales promelas (fathead minnow), 2752 nucleotides. It is a transcript of the gene aifm2, whose product is annotated as AIF family member 2, ferroptosis suppressor. Gene Ontology annotation, biological process: positive regulation of apoptotic process; apoptotic mitochondrial changes. Gene Ontology annotation, molecular function: electron-transferring-flavoprotein dehydrogenase activity; flavin adenine dinucleotide binding. The record is from RefSeq and is a predicted model, not a curated record. Lineage: Eukaryota; Metazoa; Chordata; Actinopteri; Cypriniformes; Leuciscidae. Gene Ontology annotation, cellular component: mitochondrion; cytoplasm.